AACUGAAUGGAACGUUCGUGAUGCAGAAGCCACUUUAAUAAUCCUCCCGUCUCCAGCUUUUGAUCCAGAAUUAGAUGGAACUGCUUUUACUAUUGAAAUGGUAAAAAAAUAUGGAAAACUAUGGAAACAAAUUUUUCUUGACCAAAAUUCCGUGAAUAAUAUUGAACAAAUACUUAUUUGGAUAAAAAAUAAUAAUAUUAAACAUAUAAAUAUUGGCGGCCCGCGAGAAAGUAAUUCUCCAGGAAUUCAAGAUUUUGUCACUGAGGAUAUUUCUUUAAAAGCUGGUCCAGCUAUCACGGGGUUAUUAAAUGCUACUUUUGGCAAUGCAACAGAAUUAAUUAUUUCUGUUUUUGCUUUGCGUGCUGGAGAAAUUAAAAUAGUUCAGUCUUCGAUGUUAGGAUCGAUUAUUUCAAACAUUUUAUUAGUGUUAGGGACAUGUUUUCUUACUGGAGGCAUUAAGUAUAAGACGCAAAAAUUUAAUCAAACUGCUGCUCAGACUAAAGUAACUAAAGUAGCAACUAAAAAAGUAAUGAAGAUUAGUAGAUUUUGUAGCCCAUAUAUCUCAAAAGCAUGCUUUCCUUGUGCACAAGCUAAGUAUUAUAACCAAAAGGAUGAUGAAUUUAACACUGAUAUUGAAUCUCCUCCAAUAUGUUCGUUAUGUGAAUUAUUGCCCGAAAAUCAAAACAAAUCACUUUUAACACUUCUCAUUCAUAACGACACAAUGACAAAUCGAAAAUGGAAUGAGUAUUUUGACAAUAAUGAGGCUGAUACUUGGAAAAAACACAAAAAUGAUCCAGGAAAACUUCAAUAUCAAAAAGCAAAUGACGCACUUUUGAGAAGUCUGCGUUCAAUCACUCAAAAUUGUAAAGAUAAUAAGAAAGUUCAGAAAGCAAAAAUGAUUCUGAAUAUAAAAGUGACAACAAAUGAAGCUCGUAAUGAAUCAAAUAAUCCUUUUCAACGAGCUAAAGUUGGUCACAAAGUAGACAUGAAAGGAAUAUUAAUGAAUACUUCAUGUAAAUUAGAGGCCUUAUAUGGAGAAGUAUCUGGAGGUUUAGGACCUUUUGGUCUAUCAAUAGCAAGUAGAAAGAAAAAGUAUCUUGAUAAAGUCAAAUUAUCCGGCAUGAUGCGAGAUUCUAUUAAUAAGGCUUUAAAGCAAUGGAAGCAUAUUAGUGAUGAAGACAGAAAAUCUUUGGUUGUAUACGGAUUUACACAAGAUGGACUUGAAAUAAAUUUUUAUGCAAUGUCUUGGUUUGAAGGAAUCUAUCUUUUUGGAAGAAUUGACUCUUGCACAGCUCCAUCAGAGGAGGAUAAUAGUUAUUUAUUUGAAGAUAUUUACUGUGUUCUUAAAGAACUUGAA
Molecule: messenger RNA, 1357 nt
Organism: Racocetra fulgida
Lineage: Eukaryota; Fungi; Glomeromycota; Glomeromycetes; Diversisporales; Gigasporaceae
Source: the annotation of a GenBank genome assembly